AAAAAUGUUCAGCAAUAUUUUUGGUGGGAGGAUUUAGCGAAUCCCCCUAUUUACUACGUAGGAUUAAAGAUAAGUUUAGUACACUAGUUUCCAUUAUCGCUGUUCCAACUUUAUCAAUAGCAGCAAUAGCUCGGGGUGGUAUCGCGUAUGGUCUUAAUGUCGGUGCUAUACAAGAUAGAACGUUGAAGUGGACAUAUGGAGUUGAGGUUUCUGGUAAGGAUAAAAGAACUAGAAGAACUGAAGAUGGAUACAUUCUUUAUUUCCAUAAAUUGGCGCAACGUGGUGCAAAGGCUAAUGUUGAUCAAAAAUUUUGGGGAGAAUUUUAUCCUUCAAGACCAGAUCAAGAAAUUUUAAACUUCUGCAUUUAUUAUACAAAAAGACAUGAUGCAAAGUUUU
This is a messenger RNA of Funneliformis mosseae, 396 nucleotides long. The record is from the annotation of a GenBank genome assembly. NCBI's taxonomy places the organism in Eukaryota, Fungi, Glomeromycota, Glomeromycetes, Glomerales, Glomeraceae.